AUGAAUCCUUUUCUUAAAUGUAUGUCAAUACAUAAAACAAAUUCGGAUCUAUAUUUCAAAUCGGAAUCAGAACAACUAAUUCAAAAUUCGCAUUCCUUUGUCGAAAAAAACGAACCGUAUUCAUUUGACAAAAUAAAAAUUACUGUUAUUAAAGACAGCAUAAUUAAGUCGGAAUAUCAUGACUCGUAUGUGCUACUUUUUAAAUCGGGUGUGUCAAUAGUGAAGAUAACAGAAAAGGUGGUUUCCGAUACGACGGUUGUUCUAAACAUCGACAAACCCGAAAUAUUUAAAAUUAUAGACUGUUAUGCUUAUCCCACAAACUUUAACAAUGAUUACAAAAAAACCAUUAUAUCCAAUAGUUUUAAUAAAAAAAACACGCAAAAUAUAACUAAUAAGCGUAAGCAUAAUGCCACAUCAUUGUCUUUCAAUUCUAUACUAAAUACUGUUGAUUACUCUAAUAACAACCCUUACGGUUCUUCCAUCUCAACGCCUGCCAACAAGUUUGCCCCAAAAUCCAUUAACAUCAUUGACAAAAACAUUUAUUCUGCGCUUAAUUUUGUCAGUGAUUUUACUUUAAACUCCAAUAACUAUUGUUUACUAAAUAACGUCAAUAAUUUUACCCCAACCUCUAACAACGAAUCUACAUUUAAACCCGCUAAUAUUUAUGAUAACCCAAAUAGUGAUAGUGAAUCAAUAGCCAAUAAUAAUUAUACUUCAAGUUCUUAUUCUUACAACAACUCUUAUAAAGAUUCGGCACCAAUAUUUGUAAUUGAUUCUCCUAAUUCCGUAAACGAUUCAACACAAAAUAUUGCAAAUAGUUCUUCCCCAAUAUCUCUAAAUGAAUCUACGCAAAACAUCGCAAAUAGUCCUUCCUCAAAAUCCGUAAAUAAUUCUACACAAAUUGUUGUUAAUAGUUCUUCCUCAAAUUUUGCAAAUAGUUCUUCAACAAAUUCCGUUAAUGAUUCUACACAAAUUGUUGUAAAUAGUUCUUCAACAGAUUCUGUAAAUAAAUCUACACAAAUUGUUGUUAAUAGUUCUCCAACAGAUUCUGUAAAUAAUUCUACACAAAUUGUUGUUAAUAGUUCUUCAACAGAUUCUGUAAAUAAUUCUACACAAAUUGUUGUUAAUAGUUCUCCAACAGAUUCUGUAAAUAAUUCUUCAACAAAUUCCGUUAAUGAUUCUACACAAAUUGUUGUAAAUAGUUCUUCAACAAAUUCCGUUAAUGAUUCUACACAAAUUGUUGUAAAUAGUUCUUCAACAGAUUCUGUAAAUAAAUCUACACAAAUUGUUGUAAAUAGUUCUUCAACAGAUUCUGUAAAUAAAUCUACACAAAUUGUUGUUAAUAGUUCUCCAACAAAUUCUGUAAAUAAUUCUACACAAAUUGUUGUAAAUAGUUCUCCAACAGAUUCUGUAAAUAAUUCUUCAACAAAUUCCGUUAACGAUUCUACACAAAUUGUUGUAAAUAGUUCUCCAACAGAUUCUGUAAAUAAUUCUUCAACAAAUUCCGUUAACGAUUCUACACAAAUUGUUGUAAAUAGUUCUCCAACAGAUUCUGUAAAUAAUUCUUCAACAAAUUCCGUUAAUGAUUCUACACAAAUUGUUGUAAAUAGUUCUCCAACAGAUUCUGUAAAUAAUUCUUCAACAAAUUCCGUUAAUGAUUCUACACAAAUUGUUGUAAAUAGUUCUCCAACAGAUUCUGUAAAUAAUUCUACACAAAUUGUUAUUAAUAGUUCUCCAACAGAUUCUGUAAAUAAUUCGACACAUAUUGCUGUAAAUAGUUCUUCAACAGAUUUUGUCAAUGAUUUUACACAAAUUAUUGUAAUUGGUUUUUCAACAGAUUCCGUUAACGAUUCCACACAAAUUAUUGCAAAUGAUUCUACGCAAAAUAUUGCAAAUAGUUCUUCCUCAAAUUUUGUAAAUAGUUCUUCUUCAAUAUCUGUAAAUGAUUCAACACAUAAUAUUGUAAAUAGUUUUUCUUCAACAUCUGUAAAUGAUUCUACACAUAAUAUUGUAAAUAGUUCUUCUUCAAUAUCUGUAAAUGAUUCAACACAUAAUAUUGUGAAUAGUUCUUCAACAGAUUUUGUCAAUGAUUCUACACAAAUUGUUGUGAAUAGUUCUUCAACAGAUUUUGUCAAUGAUUCUACACAAAUUGUUGUGAAUAGUUCUUCAACAGAUUUUGUCAAUGAUUCUACACAAAUUGUUGUAAAUAGUUCUUCAACAGAUUCUGUUAGUGAUUCGACACAUUUUGCUGUAAAUAGUACAUCAACAGAUUCUGUUAGUGAUUCGACACAUUUUGCUGUAAAUAGUUCUUCAACAGAUUUCGUUAAUGAUUCUACACAUAUUGCUGUAAAUAGUUCUUCAACAGAUUUCGUUAAUGAUUCUACACAUAUUGCUGUAAAUAGUUCUUCAACAGAUUUCGUUAAUGAUUCUACACAUAUUGCUGUAAAUGGUUCUUCAACAGAUUCUGUUAGUGAUUCUACACAAAUUAUUGUAAAUGGUUCUUCAACAGAUUCUGUAAAUAAUUCGACACAUAUUGCUGUAAAUGGUUCUUCAACAGAUUCUGUAAAUAAUUCGACACAUAUUGCUGUAAAUGGUUCUUCAACAGAUUCUGUUAGUGAUUCUACACAAAUUAUUGUAAAUGGUUCUUCAACAGAUUCUGUAAAUAAUUCGACACAUAUUGCUGUAAAUAGUCCUUCGAUAAAUUCUGUUAAUGAUUUUACACAAAUUAUUGUAAACGAUUCUACACAAAAUAUUGUAAAUAGUUUUUCAAUAAAUUCUGUAAAUGAUUCUACACAAAAUAUUGUAAAUAGUUCUUCUUCAACAUCUGUAAAUAGUUCUUCUUCAACAUCUGUAAAUAGUUCUUCUUCAACAUCUGUAAAUGAUUCUACUUCAAAAUCUUUCGGCAAUUCUACUUCAAUAUCUGUAAAUGAUUCUACACAUAAUAUUGUGAAUAGUUUUUCUUCAACAUCUGUAAAUGAUUCAACACAUAAUAUUGUUGAUAGUUCUUCAAUAAAUUCUGUAAAUGAUUCUACUUCAAAAUCUUCCGACAUUUCUACUUCAAUGUCUGUUAAUGAUACACCGAUGUCUGUUAAUGAUUCUAUUACAAGUUCUAUAAAUGGCUUAUCUACAAAUAAUGUUUGGAAAGAAAUAAAAAAUAUAUCCCAGGCUAAUGAAGACUCAAAACAUAUUAAGUACAAAAAAAUGUACAGACCUAAUGAUAUUUAUUACGGGAUUGGUAUUGAAAAUGAAACAUAUCUUCUUUCUGAUAAACCGAUUGUACGGUCAGGUGAGUGGAUUAUAAACAAUCGCAAGAGAGAACGCUAUAGUGUUGACUAUUGGACUAAUUUUAAGAGCGAUGAUGUUAGUGUUGCAUUAAAACUAAUUGACAAAAAAAAGAUGUAUGAUAUACCUGUUUUUAUUAAUUCACAUGCUUUUACAAAAUGCGACAGAAAUAAUGAGCACAAAACCAUGUACACCAAGUUGACAGAACCAAAUAUGAAAUUUGAGGGAAAAACUAUUCAUGACAUUAUGAUGACAAACAGUAAGUAUUAUAGGGACAAUAACGACAUAGAGUUUGUAUAUGAUGGUGAUACAUUUGAAUUUACGACCAUUGACUUUUACAACACAACUGUAAACAAUUGUAUUAAACAAUUGAACGAUUUUAAACAAAGAUUUUUGCAAGAAAUUAACAGAGUUUUUACCGAACAAUCCGUAUUAAAAGGGCAUUAUGAUAAUGAAAUAAAAUAUGCCGUCAACUACGGUUUUGUUAAUUUCACUACAAAUCCAAGAAAUAUAGCAAUAUGUAAUAAUGGAACUUAUCAUAUCAAUAUAACAUUGCCAACAAAACUUGAUUCUAAAGGUAAAAUUCAAAACAUUAAAUCUUUCAAAAACGUUCAUUCUAACGCAAUAAAUGCAUUGCAAUGGAUUGAACCCCUACUUGUUGGAUGUUACGGGUCUCCUGAUAUUUUAUCAGUUUUAAAUGACAAAUUUUCUAAAGGAUCGCAAAGACUUGCAAUUAGUAGAUAUAUUAGUGUUGGAACUUAUGACACGAACACAAUGCCUGAGGGCAAACUUCUUGACACUUUUGAAUAUGAUAAUGAUAAUGGUUCUGAAAAUAUAGGUCGUUGGUAUAAGAAAUACCAUAAAAAAUCCGCUUAUAAUGCGCAAAAAAUGAUAGGUUUAGAUGUUAAUUAUCAUAAGCAUUAUAAUCAUGGAAUUGAGUUAAGAUUUUUUGACUACUUUCCCGAAGAAUAUCUGGCAAGCGUAAUUAAUACAUUACUAUUAGUAUGUCAGAAAUCAAUGUUAAAAAAGUUUCCACCAGUAUCUGGUUCCGAGUGUUAUGACGAUCAGAUUUGUAAAUGUGUCAAUGAUGGUUUUAGUGCGACUAUUAACAAAGAUUAUUUACUCGAGUUAGCAAAACUUUUUGAUUUGACCAACGAGGAUAUUUGCGGUCAUAACAUAUUAACAUUAUUUCAGAGUAUUGUUAAUAGACUUUACAAAGAUAUAAAAUGGACAUACCACCCAACAUACAAACUUGGAAUUAUUGGGAAUAGUUUUAAAGAAAAUGAAAAAAGACUUCCGAUACAUCCGGCUGAUUUCAGCAAAAUCCCAAAAAAGUACGGAUCAAAUAUAUUUAUUGAUAAGUCUUAUGGAAAAAAUUUCGGAUAUACCGAUGACCAAUUAAAACCAUUUGUUGGGGCAAUUCUUACAAAAGAGGAGAUUUACAAAUCAUGUGACGUAUUGAUUACACUCAAAUUUACGGAAGCUGAUUACAACAUAAUUGGCAAUGACAAGAUAUGUUGGGGGUGGCACCAUUUGGUUCAAAAUAAAAAAAAUGUUGACACGAUUAUUAAAAAAGGGCUAACCGCAAUAUCUAUUGAACAAAUGUAUGAAAAUGGAAGAUAUAUUUUGGAAGAUAAUCGACUUAUCGCCGGAUAUUCAAGUGUUAUGCAUGCACUGCAACUGAAAGGCUUAACUGGGUAUUUGUAUUUGCCUGAAGACCAGAUAAGAAUCGCGAUAAUAAGUCAUGGUUGGGUAGGAAGGGGAGCCGUUGAUGCAUUUAAAGCUCUUGGUUUUAGGCACAUCGAUGUUUAUACAAAAAGAUCCCCAAACUUUGUUAAUGACAAAAAACCGGGUGUAAAUUAUUUGGCUUAUCCGGAAAAUGGCAAAUGGAAAAAUGUGUUAAAAGAUUAUGAUAUUAUAGUCAAUUGUGUUCUUCAGGAUCCUCUUAACAUAAUUACAUUUAUUACAAAGAAAGAUCUCGACGAUUUUAACAAAAAAAUGUUCAUCAUUGACAUAAGUUGUGACACAGGAAUGGGUUUUGAUUUUGCGGUUCCGACAACUUUUACCGAACCAAUAUUAAAAAUCACAGACAAUGUCGAUUUUUACGGUGUAGAUCAUUCACCAAGUGUUUAUUAUAACACGAUAACACAAACAAUAAGUAAGAAAUUAUUGCCUUAUGUGUACGAUGUUAUUGACGGUAAAUUUGAAGAAAAUUCAGUUCUUAAUAAUGCUACUGAGAUUAAAAAAGGAGUCAUAAUAAAUGAUACAAUUAAUAAAUUUCAAAAAAGAUAA
Molecule: messenger RNA, 5574 nt
Organism: Hydra vulgaris (swiftwater hydra)
Lineage: Eukaryota; Metazoa; Cnidaria; Hydrozoa; Anthoathecata; Hydridae
Source: RefSeq, a predicted model, not a curated record